AUGGAGACAAGUUGGUCAGCACCAAGGACAGAGACCCCAGGGCGCGCACCACUCAAGCAAGGUCGCUUCCUGGUGCGCUCUGCGGCCGAGGGCUGGGGCCCACCCCCUGGCUACAGGGAGGAGCGCAGAGAGGCCCUGCCCCCGGUGGAGAGCGACUCGCUGAGCCUUCCCGGGGCCCUUGAAGCUCUCCCUGCCACCUGCGCGAGCUCUCAGCCCCCUUUCCCGCUCGGUUAUGCCCUGUUCCCUCCAAACUCCCUGCAGCGGUUGUCUCCACAGUCCUUCCCUCGGCGCCACCCAAGGUUUCCGGGGUUGGGCGCACGAGGAAAGGGCGCAGUGGAGGUCAGCGCGCAGCAGCCCACAGGGCCGUGCGCCGCGCAACCCUGCCUGAACGGGGGCGUGUGCACCCCUGCUGCCGCCGGCCAGCCCGGGUACAGCUGCACCUGCCCCGCCGAGGUGUCCGGCGCCAACUGCCAGCUUGUCGCCGAUCCUUGUGCCAGCAACCCCUGUCUCCAUGGUGACUGCCGCAGCACCAGCGAUGGCUACCUCUGCGUGUGCAGCGAAGGUUACGGCGGGACCCACUGUGAACAGGUGCUUCCCAGCCUCCCUGCCCCUGGCUGGACUGAGGCCACGGCCGCCAGGCAGCUCCAGCCAGUACCUGCCACCCAGGAACCUGAAGCAAGCCUGCCCCACUCCCCGGCAACCACGACACUGCCCAUGUGGCAGCCCAAAACGGGACAGAAAGUUGUGGAGAUGAAAUGGGAUCAAGUGGAGGUGAUUCCGGAUGUUGCCUGUGGGAAUGCCAGUUCCAACAGUUCCGCAGGGGGUCGCCUGGUGUCCUUCGAUGUGCCGCAGAACACCUCUGUAAAAAUUCGGCAAGAUGCCUCUGCUUCCCUGAUUCUGUUGUGGAAGGUCACGGCCACUGGAUUCCAGCAGUGCUCCCUCAUCGAUGGGAGGAGCAUGACCCUCCUCCAGGCCCCUGGGGCCCUGGUUCUCCUGGAGGAGAUGCUUGCCCUGGGACACAACUACUUCAUCGGUUUUGUGAAUGAUUCUGUGACUAAAAGCAUUGUGGCUUUGCGCUUAACACUGGUGGUGAAGGCCAGCAACUGCAUGCCGGGGGAGAACCCAGGGAAUGACGUGGAAUGUUCUGGAAGGGGAAGGUGUACCACCAAGGCAUCUGAGGCCACCUUUUCCUGCAGCUGCGAGGAGCAGUACGUGGGCACUUUCUGCGAAGAGUUCGACGCCUGCCAACGGCAGCUCUGUCAGAACAAUGCCAGCUGCAUCGACGCGAGCGAGAAGCAAGACGGCAGCAACUUCACGUGCAUUUGCCCUGCCGGUUACACCGGAGAGCUCUGCCAAUCCAAGAUUGACUACUGUGUCCUGGAGCCAUGCAGAAACGGAGCGACGUGUGUUUCUGAUGUCACUGGGUUCACCUGCCAGUGUCCGGAAGGCUACUUCGGACCCGCCUGCGAGGAGAAGGUGGACCCGUGCGCCUCGUCCCCAUGCCAGAACAACGGGACCUGCCGCGUGGACGGCGUGACCUUCAGCUGCAGCUGCAGCCUGGGGUUCACGGGGCCCACCUGCGCCCAGCUCGUGGACUUCUGCGCCCUCAGCCCCUGCUCCCAUGGCACCUGCCGCGGCCUGGGCACCAGCUACAAAUGCCUCUGUGACCCAGGUUACCACGGCCUCUACUGCGAGGAGGAAUACAAUGAAUGUCUCUCAGCGCCCUGCCUGAACGCUGCCACCUGCCGGGACCUUGUGAACGGCUACGAGUGCGUGUGCCUGCCGGAGUACAAAGGUGUCCACUGUGAGCUGUACCGGGAUCCCUGUGCCAAUGUCAGCUGUCUGAAUGGAGGUACCUGUGACAGUGAAGGGCUCAACGGCACAUGCGUGUGUGCACCAGGCUUUGCAGGUGAAGAGUGUGACAUUGACAUAAAUGAAUGUGACAGUAAUCCCUGCCGCCACUCCGGGACCUGUCUGGACCAACCCAAUGGUUAUACCUGCCAUUGCCCUCAUGGCUGGGUGGGAACCAACUGUGAAAUCCAUCUGCAGUGGAAGUCCGGGCACAUGGCGGAGAGUCUCAGCAACAUGCCCCGCCACUCCCUGUACGUCAUCAUCGGGGCGCUGUGUGUGGCCUUCAUCCUGAUGCUCAUCAUCCUCAUCGUGGGCAUCUGCCGCAUCAGCCGCAUCGAGUACCAGGGCUCGUCCCGGCCGGCCUACGAGGAGUUCUACAACUGCCGCAGCAUCGACAGCGACUUCAGCAACGCCAUCGCCUCCAUCCGGCACGCCAGGUUUGGAAAGAAAUCGCGCCCGGCGAUGUAUGAUGUGACUUCCAUAGCCUAUGAGGAUUACAGCCCUGACGACAAGCCCUUGGUCACACUGAUUAAAACAAAAGAUUUGUAA
Elephantulus edwardii (Cape elephant shrew) is the source of this 2400-nucleotide messenger RNA. RefSeq names its product delta/notch-like EGF repeat containing (gene DNER). Gene Ontology annotation, molecular function: calcium ion binding. The transcript has 16 exons. Gene Ontology annotation, cellular component: protein-containing complex; plasma membrane. The record is from RefSeq and is a predicted model, not a curated record. Bases 1 to 2400 code for a protein of 799 amino acids. Lineage: Eukaryota; Metazoa; Chordata; Mammalia; Macroscelidea; Macroscelididae. Gene Ontology annotation, biological process: establishment or maintenance of epithelial cell apical/basal polarity; heterophilic cell-cell adhesion.